GUGAGAAGUGUGUGGAAGUGAGAAGAUAAAAAAAUUAAAAAUUAAUACUACAUUUAAUGUCCGCCUCCCCUUCAUUAUCUCAACAAUGAUAUACAAUUAAAAUCAAUGCAGAGACAAAAAACAAAGAGAACUAGGAAGAAAAGAAAAAGCCGAACAACAAUUAAAAGUUCAUUGGCGGUGACGGCCGGAAAAAUAUCGUCAACAGAGUGGUUUAAUUGAGGGGAAAAAUAGAUACAUGCGAUGAUGUGAACAAAAUACAACAAAAAUAAACAAGUCAAUAAAGGUUAAUAAACAUUCGAUUCAUCCGUUCAUCUGCCGUUGAAAGAGGCAAAUGAUCGGCAGUUCAAUUUGACACCAAAUUAUAACCUCCAAAUAGAAUAAAAAAGUAAAGUGCAUUUGGAAUAGUGAAAAAAUGUAGAUUUCUUUGAAUGAGCCACACUUUUACACACAGCCACAACACAUACGUCCAUUUUCAUUGAGAAAAACUUGAAGAAAAGUUGACUGCAGUUGCACUUCGAGACGUUGGAUAAUCAUUGCAGCAGCAGCAUAUAAGGAACACCACAGCACAUCACAACCAUCCAAAAAUGUUGGGCAUUUCAGUUCCGGCCAAAUGGUCAGAUAUACGCAUUUUCCCAGUUCGUAUGUCCACCACACAAAAGGUGGUCAUAAUCUCAAUAGCAGCCGGUGUGGCCUUAUUGGGUGUGAUGUCAAGAUUUCUGCGCCGGCGCAAACCGCCACGUCCACCACGCAGAGCACGUAAAUACACAAGCCGACGUGCUCGCAACAGUAUGCGUAGUCCCAACGAUAUGAUAUCGGUGGCGGGGUCCAAAGCAUCGGCACGAUCCGGGAGUCCUGUUGCUUCCACCGUUGCCUAUUCACAAUCCGAUCGUAUGUCCAUGGCUAGCGGUUCUGUAGGCGCUGGCAUGGGUGGAGGACCAUUGGCUUUGUCCAAUCAAUCACAAGGUGGUGGCAUUAUUACAACACAAUUAACAGCCCAACAGCUGGGUGUUAUGGGCAUGGAAGCCCUUGAUACGGUCAUAAAUUUCUGGGAAGAUGCUCUGGCUGCCCAUUACUCACCUGGUGGUGUGCCGGCACUGCUUACAACAGCUGAAGAAUCGGAAUUUUGUCGUGAAAUACAAAAUCUACUCGAUAUGGCCUAUGCUUUGCAGGAACAAAGUGAGCUAUUGUUUCUCGAUCAACGUUCGGUGUUAUUUCGCGAUGAACCGUCAAUUGAUGAGGCGGAAGAAGAUCAAUGGGCUGCCUUAGAAGAUGUGGGUGGGGCGGAUGAUGAUAAACACUCACAUCGUUCGACUAGUAUGAGUCGUACGGGAUCAGAUCCCAAUUUUGAUUCGGCCGAAUCGUUUGCUUCCGCCCUGGAUCAGGUGGCCGAUAUGCGUGAAUUUGAAAGUUUUGCCGAAACCGAAUUCGAAGAAUAUCCAUUGUAUCAGACGGCAUUGAAGCAACACGAAGAAACCGCCAUACCCUAUCGUACGCUGCGUACCGAAUUGGUACACUGUAGUAAUGACACGGAGUAUUUGGCCAAGUUGCAUUGUGUGCGUCUGGCAUUUCAGUAUCUGUUUAAGGAUCCAGCCAUUGGCCAAUGGGUCAUUGAUACCGGCCGACAAAUUCUCACAGAUCUACUUUGUUUGGGUGACAAAGAUACCAAAGAGUUCUUGGUAGGCUAUGAGGAUAUGGUCAACUAUUUACAGAAUCCCAAUAACUGGGAUGAAGUACAAAAGGAGCUGGAAUCAAGAAAUGUCAAGGCCAUGACGUUUUAUGAUAUAUGUCUCGAUUUCAUAAUUCUCGAUUCUUUUCGGGAUUUAGAUACACCGCCGGCCAGUGUUAUUGCCGUGGUACAAAAUCGUUUUCUUUCAAAUGGUUUUAAGGAGACUGCCUUGACCACAGCCGUUUGGUCGGUACUGAAAGCCAAAAAGCGUAUGCUGAAAUUCCCAGAGGGCUUUAUGGCCCAUUUCUAUGUCAUUUCCGAACAGUUGUCACCCCUUAUGGCAUGGGGUUUCUUUGGACCAGAUGAAAAUCUCAAAGAUAUUUGCCAUUAUUUUAGAGAUCAAAUGUUGGGCUUUUUGGCCGAUAUCUUUAGUUUUCAAAAGAGUCGUUACACCACAUUGGAGGACUUUGCCCACGACGUUUUGGAUCAUAUGAAAACUAGAGUUAAUAAUAUAAGCAUUAAAUUUAGUCAAUAGACAUUUAGGUGGCCAACCAACAAAACAAUCUACUUCCCUCCCUAACAUAUAUAAGGAAUAUUUUUUUUAUAUGAUUUCAAAGAAAAGAAUCAACAUUCUGGGUUUAAAACCACAAUUUAAUAUUCCAUAAAAUUAUAAAAAAACGGCAAGAUUUUCCCAAGCAUAUGGGAAAAGGGAAUCUGAGGAAUUUAUAACCAAUCGGCGGUGGCGUAUGGAUGUGUUCAUCAAAUAGUUAUUUAAAUUAAGCUCAUUGUAGGUGGUAGUUAAAACAAAAAAUAACGAAUCCAUUAUUUUUUUUUGUUACUCAAUGGCAUUUAAACAAAGUUUAAAAUAAUAGAGUCUAAUUUGGUGCUGAUGAUCACUAACUACAUCCUAAAAAAAAAAUAUUUAAUCAAUAUCGAUAGCUUUAAAACCAGAGGAAACAAUGCAAUUGCAAAUACACACUCACCACAUACACCACGCAUACUCGUUUGUUUUUAAACAUUGUUAUUUGCUUUUAAGUUGUUGUAUCAUAUUGAUUACGGAAUACUACAUUUUAAUAUUCAUAGUAUAUAUAUUUUAAUUUUUGUUUUUCAAAAUGUAUUUUUUAUAACAAUAUUAACUUAACAGAAAAAUGAAACCAAACAAAACGAAAUUGUUGACUAGUGUUGUAUGGCUGGAACCGGAACGUUGUAAUCAUUUUGAAUAUACAUUCUAGUUUAGUCCAACACUCAGGUUGUUGUUUAAUUUACUUUGGGUUUUUUCUUUUAUUAUGGAUUAACAACUAUUUACCAGUACAAAGUAUGUUUUGCAAAAAAAAGUCAGUUUGUUUUGAGCUUCUUCAGACAGACAAUUCACUUUUGAUUAGCUUUAAAUAAAUCUAUGAUAAUUUUUUAAUUGAUUUUGGUCAUGUUAUCUACAGAAUAUAUAUAUUUCGAUUUAUUAACACCCAGUUACUUAAUGAAUUCAAUUAAAUUAAAAAAUAAACUAAAAGUAAAUAAAAUUACAAUUAUGUUUUGUAUAUGCCAAGAUAAAAUUGUUGUGAUUAAUUUUUUUGUAAAUAGGAAAGGGCAAAUGAACUUUUACAUCAUAACGCCGAAAUUGAUUCUUCUCGUCGCACAGAGGCUUGAAAUCACAAAACACGGAGAUUAAUUAAAAAAUAAAAUUCUUCUUUUGGAAUAAAUGUUUUUAAACUAUUAUAGAACACUAAAUUCUACAUCAGUACCGAAAAUUUUAAAGUCA
Musca domestica (house fly) is the source of this 3422-nucleotide messenger RNA. It is a transcript of the gene Miga, whose product is annotated as mitoguardin. NCBI's taxonomy places the organism in Eukaryota, Metazoa, Arthropoda, Insecta, Diptera, Muscidae. Gene Ontology annotation, biological process: mitochondrial fusion. The coding region runs from base 585 to 2201 and encodes 538 amino acids. The record is from RefSeq and is a predicted model, not a curated record. The transcript is spliced from 4 exons.